Macadamia integrifolia is the source of this 2327-nucleotide messenger RNA. RefSeq lists its product as uncharacterized. The transcript is spliced from 2 exons. The record is from RefSeq and is a predicted model, not a curated record. The coding region runs from base 606 to 1661 and encodes 351 amino acids. Lineage: Eukaryota; Viridiplantae; Streptophyta; Magnoliopsida; Proteales; Proteaceae.
CAAGGGUAUUUCCAUCCAAUCUAAGGGCGAUUCGGAUGGCUCUAGAGAGCUUUUGAGCGUUGUACUGACUUCCCAGCCUCUUUCUGUUGGAUGGAUUGCUGUAAACAAAAAGACCAAAAAAAAAAAAAAGUUCUGGAUCCCGAUUUCGGGUUUUUUGAUCGUACCUCUUUUCUCCUCUACUUUAUUGAAGAACUUUGGAAGCACCGGAAAGGUGCGAUCCGGCCGAUCUUUCUCUUAAACCUUUCUUGGUAUUCAUGUUUCAGUAAUCGUGUGAGGAGUCGCACCAAAAAAGAAGAAGAAGAGAUUCACAGCUCAUGUUGACAUUUUCAUCCAAUACAAUGGAAGAGAUCUGACAAUUUCUUCUAAAUGAGAAUGAUUUCUUGCUGUCAAUUUCUGUACUUUCUUCUUAGUUGUGAAACUGACUAUACUAAAUAGCAGAGGAAGCCAAAAAGGAACAACAGAAGCAGAUUUGAAGUUUCUUUCUAACAUUUAUUCGCCUGCAUCACACUUCGGUUUUGCUGCGAGGAUUUCGACAUCUCUGGAUCAGUUUCAUUUUUCGUUCCAGAAACUAGUCAGACAAAUCGAUUUACAGAUUUGAUAAGGUAAUGAUGAAGCUUGCAAAAAAAUUAGCAAAGCAAUGGCUUGGAGUGCAAAACCGUCCUGUGGCAGUUCUGAUCAUAUCAUUCAUUACAAUCCUUGCAGCCUCAGGAUUAUUUCUAAGUAACAAAAGAGAGCAAGUCAGUUCUUCAUUUUAUCUUUCAAAUCCAAAAUGGAAUAGAUUUCAAUCAUCUGUUCAAUUCUACCCUACUGUAGAGUUCAGGAAUGGAACUGAAGUGAUAUGGCAGAUACCUGAUUCACCCAAAGCUGUUCUGUUUCUGGCUCAUGGAUGCAAUGGUAGAGCUGUUAAUUUUUGGGAUAGAUGUCCGAACUGCCCAAAUUGUGUUGGUCUGCCUGAGGAAAGGCUUAUUGUUCUUCAUGCUCUUGCUCGGAAAUUUGCUGUCAUAACCAUUUCAAGUGCAGGGGAAUGCUGGUCACUUGGUAGAGGGGAAGAAAGACUAGUUGUCAAAGAGAUUAUCAAAUGGUGGGUUGCCAAAAACAAGCUUGAAAAGCUUCCUCUUGUGGCUCUCGGAGCCUCAUCUGGUGGGAAUUUUGUUUCGGUGCUGGCCACUGAUAUGAGAUUCAAUAGUAUUGCAAUUAUGAUAGCAGAAGCACUAUUUUAUGGAACGGAUAUACCUGAUGACUAUCCUCCUACCCUUUUUGUGCACAUGCCUAAAGAUCGUGCAAGGUCACGGGUAAUCAAUGGAAAUUUGGAAGGCUUAAGAAAGAAAGGCAUUGAUGUUGCAGAAAUUAAAUGUAUGGAGUUCCCUUUGUACCCAAAUUUCUUGGCUGACAAAAUCCCAGGUCUUGACCAGACUGUCUCUAUAAAUUUGUUUGAGCUGUUCCGUAAAAAGGGUUUCAUUGAUCAGAAUGGAUAUAUGAAGAAAGAUGGACGUGCAACAAAAUGGGAAGAAGCUCUUGGGGAGAUGGGAACUCUUUUACCAGAUAAGCCUGAAAUGGACCAUCACAUUGAAGAGGAACUGAAUCUCGCAUUUGCGUACCACGAGAUGACUAGUUUCCCAUCUGAGCGGAUCUUUGACUGGUUUGAAUCCCACAUGAGUUGAUAAGGGGUUCAGACAUGUAACUUCUCCCUUGCAAAAAGUCUUACUGGAUCAUACGCUGAUUACUGACCAAUGGAUGAACAGCGGUUGUAAAGUGAGAACAUUGAAAAAGCAGAUACUCAGAGGUUUGCAUACAUGGAAUGGGAAAAUGAAAAUUUCAUUUGUAAUUCCAUGAAUUACAAAGUUCUCUGUUGCCUGGGGAGAUGAACUCUGAUCUGAAGGUAUGCCUUCUUUUUUAUUUCCUUUAUAAUUUUUUGGACUAUGUUUUCCUUCACCCGUGGAGUAGAGAAAUCUCUUCUCCAUUGGUGAUGAAACCAUGUGAUUGAACUCUUGGGUCAUCAUUAUUACACUCCACCUCCUAUUGCGGAAGUUGAAAAAUACCUCCCUAAUGCAGUGGUACCGAUGGGAGUGGUUGUGGAUAGUGUAGAGAAACUUGAUCCUAUUUUUUUAGCCUGCCCUGGCAUUUGGUGUGGGCCAUCUUGCUAGCAUUAGUUGCUAGGCAUUCUGUUCAUCAGAAAGGAUGUGAUUGUUUUUCCUUUUCCCUUCUUUAACUGCUGAGAUUAGAUCUAUUAGAUCAUAUAAACAUCUGUAGAAGUUUUGUGACCUGCAACAUAUGGCAAGUUUUUGGUGGUUAUAUCAAGAGAAAAUAUAUUUAGCCUGUUACUGUAA